Mangifera indica (mango) is the source of this 1597-nucleotide messenger RNA. RefSeq names its product rhomboid-like protein 20. The record is from RefSeq and is a predicted model, not a curated record. The transcript has 8 exons. Gene Ontology annotation, cellular component: membrane. NCBI's taxonomy places the organism in Eukaryota, Viridiplantae, Streptophyta, Magnoliopsida, Sapindales, Anacardiaceae. Bases 301 to 1179 code for a protein of 292 amino acids. Gene Ontology annotation, molecular function: protein binding; serine-type endopeptidase activity.
AUUAGAGGUGAAUUGCAUUACUUCGGUGCAAUUCAAAUUGAAAUCAUAUUAUUUCGAAGAGAUUUUUAUUGGAAUUGCACUGUUCCAAUCGUCCCCGGCAUUUGUUUAAGUUUUAUUAAUAAGAAAAAGAAAAAAGUUUCUGGAGGAAAAGUCGAAUACGAUUAGGAAACGAAACAUCAACUGAUAAAAAAACAUUCUGAAUUCCAUUGAUUAGAAGAAAGAAAGAUAAUCGAAAGUCAAUAAGUCAUACAGCUUUAGUUUAUUUGUUGGUCUCUCCUUCUCUGAUAAGAGAAAGGGAAGAUGAACGGCGGUCCCUCGGGUUUCAAUAAUGCUCCAGUCACCAGAACAUUUGUCAUCGCUAGUGCGAUUUUCACCGUUUUCUUUGGGAUCCAAGGCCGUUUUAACAAGCUUGGUUUGUCGUAUGAGGACAUAUUCAGAAAUUUUCACCUAUGGAAGUUGAUUGUGUCAGGAUUUGCCUUUUCAUCUGCACCAGAACUGAUGUUUGGGCUUUAUCUUCUAUACUACUUCAGGGUGUUUGAGAGACAGAUAGGUUCUAAUAAGUACUCAGUCUUCAUCUUAUUCUCCAUGAUAGUUUCAUCACUCUUUGAAGUCCUAGCACUGGCUCUUCUUAAAGAUCCUGAAAAGAACCUAAUCACAUCUGGACCAUAUGGUCUUAUAUUUGCUUCAUUCAUACCCUUUUUCUUCGACAUUCCAGUUUCGACAAGGUUCCGUGUGUUUGGAGUUCGCUUUUCUGAUAAGUCCUUCGUAUAUCUUGCUGGUCUACAGCUUCUUUUAUCAUCAUGGAAAAGAUCUCUGCUGCCAGGAAUAUGUGGAAUUCUCGCUGGUUCCAUGUACCGUCUAAAUAUCUUCCGCAUCCGCAAGGCCAAGUUCCCUAAGUUUGUUGCUUCAUUCUUCUCACGGCUUUCCUGGCCAUCUGUUGGGAGUUCAUCUGCAACACAGGGUAGAAAUGUUGUAGGAAGCAUGCCAUCCUACGCAAGGCGCCAAGUGGAGAGAAAUUACCCUUCUUCCGUGCCUUCCAGUAUAGAUCCGCCAGAAGACUCCAUUGCUAUGCUUGUUUCUAUGGGCUUCGACUGGAACUCUGCCAGACAGGCACUUGUGCAUGCAAGAAACGAUAUCAAUGUGGCUACAAACAUCCUUCUUGAAGCACAAUCUCGCUAAUUCUGGAAACAAAAAGAAAAAUUGUUGAGAAAGUGAAAACUGGACUUCUCGAACCCAGAGCUGAAUCCGUUGACAUCAAGCUGUGGUAGUUUAACAUAAGUGCGAAUUACAACCACCCAAUUGAUGUGCUCCAGGAAUACAUCAGGGCACUCAUCUUUUUGAAGGGUUUUCCCUUAUCUUUACGACACUGUCUAGUUUUAAUUAUUAGCACAUCCCUAUAUAUAACACCAUUAACACUAAAGUUUAGGAGCCUGUAGAAUUUUUAUGCCAUAGCGGAAAACAUGCAUUUCCCCACAAAGUUAAGGAUGCCAUGCAUGCAGGCAAUUCUGUCAUAUGAUCCAUUUAGAUGCUGAUGAUAAGUUUGUAAAUUGGUUAUCUUAGUACUUUGCAAAUUUCAUUGUCAGAAUCUACCCUUCCA